This is a messenger RNA of Sphaeramia orbicularis (orbiculate cardinalfish), 1733 nucleotides long. RefSeq names its product cathepsin S-like. Lineage: Eukaryota; Metazoa; Chordata; Actinopteri; Kurtiformes; Apogonidae. The transcript has 8 exons. Gene Ontology annotation, biological process: proteolysis. Gene Ontology annotation, molecular function: cysteine-type peptidase activity. The coding region runs from base 108 to 1124 and encodes 338 amino acids. The record is from RefSeq and is a predicted model, not a curated record.
AUCAGGUGAUUCUUCCAAACCGACACCGGCCGCAGCACACCACGUGACGUCAUCCCCAUAAAUAAGGCGGAAGACGCGGAGCGGGUGUCAACAGAGAAACAGCAGAGAUGAGUCCGACACAACAGGGCCUGGUGGUGUUGGGGGGGUGGCUGCUGGUGUGCUGGUGCGUCGGGGUCGCGGCAGAGUUCGACGGGCGGCUGGAUUGGCACUGGGAGCUGUGGAAGAAGACUCAUGAGAAGAAGUACCACACUGAGGCUGAGGAGGUGAGCCGCAGGGAAUUGUGGGAGAAAAACGUGCUGCUCAUAACCACCCACAACCUGGAGGCGUCGCUGGGCCUCCACAGCUACACCCUGAGCAUGAACCACAUGGGAGACCUGACGACAGAGGAAAUCCUUCAGUCCUUUGCGACGCUCCGGCCUCCCACCGACCUGCAGAGGGCGCCGUCUGCUCUUACAGGAACGUCUGGAGCUGACAUUCCAGACACUGUGGACUGGAGACAGAAGGGCUGUGUGACCAGCGUCAAGAUGCAGGGCAGCUGUGGGUCCUGCUGGGCCUUCAGUGCCGCAGGAGCCCUGGAGGGUCUGUUAGCCCGGACUACAGGGAAGCUGGUGGACCUGAGCCCCCAGAACCUGGUGGACUGUUCCACCAAGUACGGAAACCACGGCUGCAACGGCGGCUUCAUGCACAAGGCCUUCCAGUACGUCAUCGACAACCCCGGCAUCGACUCGGACGCUUCGUACCCCUACAGAGGCGUGGAGCAGCAGUGUCGCUACAACCCCGCCUACCGUGCAGCUAACUGCUCUGGGUACCGCUGGGUUCCUCAAGGGAACGAAGACGCUCUGAAGCAGGCCCUGGCCUCCGUGGGACCAGUUUCGGUCGCAAUUGAUGCAACACGGACCCAGUUCAUUUUUUACAGCAGUGGAGUGUAUGAUGAUCCAGGCUGCAGUCAGAGGGUGAACCACGGCGUCCUGGCGGUGGGCUACGGCACCCUGAACGGACAGGACUACUGGCUGGUGAAGAACAGCUGGGGACAGACAUUUGGAGAAGGGGGUUACAUCCGGAUGGCACGCAACAAAAACGACCAGUGUGGCAUCGCUCUGUACGCCGUUUACCCCGUACUGUGACGGACGGACGGACGGAGCACAGGCGACCGCAGACAACACAACUCCUCUGAAAUCUUCCUUUAAGUUGAUUUUUACACUUUUAUCUGAUUUUGGUGGUAUGAUGUUUCUCUUUAGGAGUGUUUUUAUUACUGGUUUUAAGCACAAAAAGGCCAAACACCAGCUCCUUUUAUAAUACAAAGACUCAACAGCGCCUCUGGUGGUGAUUUUAUUACAUUACAAGUUUUCUACAAUGUUGCUCAUAAAGUUGAAAUUAAACAUUUUUCUAUCUUCUCAUAAAAUGAUUGUGACAUUAUGAUUUAUUUUACCUGGUUUAAGGUGAUUAUUACCGCGGCGUAUUAGGCCACGUCGGAAAAAUAAAAACACUUGUCACUACAAGAAUAAAGUUGUAAUGUUUCGAGAAUAAAGUCGCAGUUUUAAAACAACUUAUAAUUUAAUGAACAUAAUGUUGUACUAAUAGAAUAGAAUAGAAUAGAAUAGAAUAGAAUAGGCUUGAUUGUCAGUGUGCUCCAAGUUACAAUGAAAUUGGUUCAGGAUGCCCUUACCGAAGUGCAACAAAUAAAAUGACAAAAUAAAAAAUAUAAAUAUAAAAACAAUAAAUUUAAAAGCACA